UAGUACAUUUCGCCGAUAGCACAUCUUAUCAAUGAGUCCAAAACUGAUAAGGAAACAACUCGCCCAUCGAAGGGAACACUACUCUCUAGAGUUUUAGUUUAUUUCUACUCAUUUCGGGGUUAAGUUCGCGAUAGUUUCGGCAUUUUCAAGUAUUAUUUACGAAAAAUGCGACGGAUUUCCUACUGGCUGCGUCCCAGGGUGACGCAUAUUGCCUUUCUGGUGUUUCUGGUCUAUAUAUUCCUUCUCGUCGGCUAUAAAUUGCUACAAAAUGAACGUCUGCGUGAGGACUUGGCCAAGACACAGCGCCAUCUCGUCUUUGAGAAGCCAAAUCCCCACUGGGACUACACCAAUAGUUGGCGCAGGAUUGGAAAUGCUUCCCUCCGGCACGAGAUCUACUCGGCGUACUUUGACGUCAGGACGGAUAUUAUAGGAAGUGUUCGCCUGGAUGAAGAACAAAUAACCAUAGGAUCCUUGAGAAUCUUUGCCGUAUUGCCGGAGCGGCUGCGGGACUACUCCGUGAGUUGCAUUGUGCGCUUUGCGGACUUUACCAGCCUGGAGAUCCUGGCCGAGGAGGCGGGAGCCAUGCACGAGGUUCACAACAACACCUUCGCGGCGUGGAGCAUCAUGUGCCCCCUGCACGCCUCCCGUCGGGAUCCCCUUCGGUUGCCCCAGGCUGUGGCCUUGACCUACUCCUCCAAUAGGUUGAGCCACCUCAGUCCCACCUUUGUGCAGAUCAGUUACCCCCGCAACAUGACGAAUCUGUUUGCCAAAUCCCGUCCCGCCAUCUCCGUUUGUGUGGGUCCUGUCCAGGACAACUACUCCAAUGUGCUGCGCCUGGUGGAGUUCGUGGAGAUGUACCGGCUGCAGGGCGCCAGCCACUUCUACUUCUACUAUGUGCAGGCCAGCGAGGAGGUGCGUCGAGUCCUGGAGUACUACCAGCGCGAGGGACUGGCCGACGUGUUCGAGUGGAAUGUGGGUGCCCACCUCCAGGAUCUGCACUACGCCGGCAUUGUGGCGCAGUUCAACGAUUGCGUCUACCGGGCGAGCAUCGUGGACAACUUCCGGUAUGCGGCAGUGGUGGACCUGGACGAGGUGAUGAUGCCGCUGAAGCACAACUCCCUGGCGGACUAUCUGCGCCAGUGCGACGAGGGUCGCACCGCCGGCUUCGUCUUCCGGAACGUCUUCUUCCACCGACGGGACAGCAACGACACCUUCAACGCCCCCGCCCACGUCCUCAACCGCCUGCUCUACACCCAGUCAAAGGUGAAGCGCACUCUGGAGGUCCUGCCCGCCCACGUUCGCAGCAAGGUCAUCGUCAACGCCCGGGCCAUUGUCGAGAUGGGCAAUCACCAGGUCUACCGUUCCGCACCCGGCUACGCGGACCACGUGGUCCAUCCGACGGUGGGGCUGUUGUUCCACUACCGCGACAAGUGCAUCAACUGCAAAAUGGUUCUGAUCGUGGACUACACGGCCCGGAGAUUCGGUUCGCUGCUCUUCGACCGAGUGGACAACACGUGCCUGGAGGUCUUCAUGGAUCGCCGGGGCAUCUGCGAGCUGGCGUAGC
Drosophila bipectinata is the source of this 1564-nucleotide messenger RNA. RefSeq lists its product as uncharacterized. Gene Ontology annotation, molecular function: glycosyltransferase activity. Lineage: Eukaryota; Metazoa; Arthropoda; Insecta; Diptera; Drosophilidae. Gene Ontology annotation, cellular component: cytoplasm. The record is from RefSeq and is a predicted model, not a curated record.